AUGUCAAACCAAUCGCUUACAGCUAAAAAGCUCAUCAAACAAGCAGCCAUUGGCCAAACUGAGCGUCACGCAACAGCACGAGCUGCUCAAGCACGACUGGCUGCAGAUUUGGCCGCAGUCCCGGUAGCUCUUGAGGCCCCGCUAGUUGAACGGAUUACAGAAAUUCAUGCAAACCAGCGUCGGAUCUGUGCUCAGGCAGAGCAACUAGAUUCAGAUGUUGCGGCACUGCGCAAGCUUAACGCUAAAUGGCGCAACUUAACAACUUCGACCCGAAACAAGCUUAAGGAUUACGGUGAUGUACAAAACUGGGCUGAGAUUGUGGAUCAAGAUCUUCGAGUCAUUGAGGAAACGAUUAAAAUUGUACAAACCACAGAAUAUUGA
This is a messenger RNA of Magnusiomyces paraingens, 381 nucleotides long. RefSeq lists its product as uncharacterized. The record is from RefSeq and is a predicted model, not a curated record. The transcript has a single exon. Gene Ontology annotation, biological process: endosomal transport. Bases 1 to 381 code for a protein of 126 amino acids. Gene Ontology annotation, cellular component: BLOC-1 complex. NCBI's taxonomy places the organism in Eukaryota, Fungi, Ascomycota, Dipodascomycetes, Dipodascales, Dipodascaceae.